CAGCCCGCAGCGGUGAUGAUGAAGACUACAGAAGUAGAUCGUAAUCACAACAGAAAAAAUAUGCUUUCCUCAUAACCUGACUUCAGUUUCUCUUGGUCUUUGUAUUGGCUGGGUUAUGUAAGCACCAGGACAAACUCAGCAGGCAAAACUGGUUGUAAUGACAGCAUAAUGAUGUCAUUUCAACCAGUUUCUGGUUGUUGUUAUGACAUCAUUCCAACCAGUUUUGCCUGCUGGGAAGACACCCCUUCAUGGAUACUGUCUCCUUCUAAGGCAACAAGUGGUGGUGGCAGUAUGAGGAAGGCAUACGACACUACAGCCAGGAGGCUCUCCACAAGGAGUUUCCAGAGAAAACCAGACCGGUGAACUUCACACAUUCUCCUUUUCAAUGUCCUGACAUGAGUCGCUCGCCCGCUGUCCCCUCAUCAGUUGAGUUGGUAAAGGCAGCGGACAUUAAAGUCAUUGCUGCCCUGGGGGAUUCUCUGACGACCGCCAUAGGUGCCAAUGCCACCAACGUCCUUGGGAUUCCUAUCGAGUUCCGUCAGGUGUCAUGGAGCAUCGGGGGCCAUGGAUCAUACCAAGAUGUCAUUACACUGGCAAAUAUCGUAAGGCUUUUCAAUCCCAAUGUGCUUGGUGCUGCACCGGCCAAGACUGUCCAUGGAACCUCAGCCCCCCUCAGCGAAACAGGAUUCAACCUGGCCGUGACCGGACACAACACCUUUAAUCUACCAGGGCAGACCAGACAUCUCAUCGACACACUGAGAAACUAUGAGGGCCUGAACUUUGAUGAGGACUGGAAGCUACUGACCAUUCUCAUAGGCAUGAACGACAUCUGUGAUUACUGCAAGGAUAAGGUUCUUUUCUCAGUGGACAAUUACAUUCACUACAUGACCAACUCCUUGGAAAUGCUAAUGAACGAGGUUCCCCGUAUGAUUGUGAAUGUAGUUCAAAUCCUGCCCAUGGAAACCUUGAGGCAGGUCCAGAGGCCCACCCCAGGCUGCCUGCUCCAACGAUCAUUCUGUUCCUGCCUUAUCAAGCCCGGGGCUGGUUCCCCUGAACUGAAGGAGCUAGUGGAGAUCAACCUAGAGUUUCAGAAACGUCUGGAGCAGCUCCUCCACAGCGAUAGCUUCUUCAGGGAGGACUUCGCCGUUGUUCUCCAGCCAUUCAUGAAACAAGCAGACCCUCCUCGCCUCCCGAAUGGCAAGAUCGACAUGACCUUUUUCACCCAUGACUGCUUUCACUUCACCAUAAAGGGCCAUGAGGAGCUAGCCAAGGGGCUGUGGAACAACAUGUUCCAGCCAGAGGGAGGGAAGUUUAUGGUGUCAAGCUUUUCUGACCCCAUCGAGCUCAUUUGCCCACCGAUGGAUCACCCCUACAUCUACACCCGACCUGCCAAAAGAGGCCAGUCCACCAUACCCGUUUUCCCCAGGUCAGCUAUUCCAACGCGGGAAACCCUUCUUCUGUCUCACCUUGUGAUCCUGGCUGGUAUUCUGUCCUGGGCCAUCACUGCUUUAGCCUCUCUAUAACACUAAUAAACUUAUACGUGGGGUGAAUAUAGAUAAUAUUAUGGUUGCAGUUGUAAUGAUUGUGGGUGUUUUCUUUGUUGCUGCCAUGCCUGCAUUGUCAAGUAUUGAACACAAGAGGGCCCACUGACACUGGGCCUCUACCAACCCCUGUGUUCUGUGACCAUAGAGAAUUAUAGAGGCCUCUAGUGGCCAAAAGGUCUUAUAAGCUUGGGCAGCGCCAUUGAUGUCUUCUACCAUUUUCAUGUAGACAACUGGCUGAUCCCUCCUGGUGACCCUGUUGGAGUCAUGUCCAACCGGGUCAUCAGGAGGAAUCAGCUAAUCGUGAAGAAGAAAAUUGACUACUUCAAAAUGGAUAUGCCCAUGCUGUCACAGACACUAUAAUGGCACAGAUACACAUAUGAGUUCUCUAUCUAUCUCUAUGGCUGUGACUGAGAAGACAAAAAGACCAACAAUGGAAAUCUGAUAUUGGAGGUGGACGCGAUAUGUCAGUGCAAUCUGUGCGUGUUAGUGACGUCCAAUACACACAUAAUGACACAAGCUGCUUUAGAAAUCUAUCAUUGAGAGGGGGAUGGGACUGUCAAUAGGCAUUGUGAUUUUCCCCUGUGCUGUGGCAGAGCCUGUUCAUCAUUCAUCUAAUUGUGAACCCCUUCUACAAUAACAAUCCACACCAAACAAAAAGGCCAGGUGAUGGCUAAAUUUAGCUCAUCAUGUUGUUUCAAUGGGUUUGCUCUGAGGCUAAUUAUUUGAGCAUUUUCUGUUUCCUUUAGACUAGAAUAGCAAGAACCGCAUGAUAAACAUUGAGUUGCAUUGAGAGUAUAAUGGGCUGGCUCUGAAAAGAACAUAUUUAGGUGAACAUGUAAACUGUGAGGUGUCCCAUAGGCUAUAGGCAUGGGAUAAUUGGUUUUUCAACGGGUAACCUUGUGUAUCUGUUUUAAAGAGCAAUAAACAGUUUGGCAAUUCAACUCA
Molecule: messenger RNA, 2489 nt
Organism: Oncorhynchus nerka (sockeye salmon)
Lineage: Eukaryota; Metazoa; Chordata; Actinopteri; Salmoniformes; Salmonidae
Product: phospholipase B1, membrane-associated
Exons: 15
Coding region: 396-1523 (375 amino acids)
Biological process (GO): phospholipid metabolic process
Cellular component (GO): brush border membrane
Molecular function (GO): retinyl-palmitate esterase activity; phosphatidylcholine lysophospholipase A1 activity; A2-type glycerophospholipase activity
Source: RefSeq, a predicted model, not a curated record